CAAAGUAUGGAAAAUGAGUGACCUUCGCACCCGUCACAAGCAGCUAUCACAUGAGUAGUCUGUUAUCACAAAUCCGCUCGUUAUUUCGUCCUGUGUCAAAAGUCCGAAGUAAUAAUAAUGCAUCUGAAGCAUUUCUCAAGAGAGUCAGAUUAUGUCUUCUGACAGCUGUUGCUGGCUUUGAUAAUAAGCAUACAAAGUAUCAAACGAGAAUUCCACCUAAGUGGGUGUAUGGUGAUGAUGCUUGUUUCUUAUCUACAACAGAUUCUUCCUAUGUCCUAGGUGUUGCUGAUGGUGUUGGUGGUUGGCGGUCAUAUGGAGUUGAUCCUGGUCGAUUUUCUAGAGCUGUUAUGAAGAAUUGUGAACGUCUUGUAAAUUCAGGCCGUUUUAUGCCUGAUAAACUGGAGUUCCUAAUAGCUCAAUGCUAUGAAGAUGUUCUGAACUCUAAGGAAAUUAUACUGGGAAGUGCAACUUUAUGCAUUAUAUCAUUACAACGUAAUGAACAUAGAGUAUAUGGUGCCAGUUUAGGCGACAGUGGUUACCUGGUUAUACGUGAUGGACAUGUGAUUCAACGUUCAGUUCAUCAAAAACACUCAUUUAAUACACCAUUCCAAUUGGCUUGUCCACCAGUAGUUCAUUCAAGACACUUUCAUCGUGACUUACCUAAUCAAGCUGUUCAAACUUCUGUAGAAGUUAAGCCAGGUGAUGUAAUCAUCGUGGGCACAGAUGGAUUAUUUGACAAUCUGACUGAGUCAAUGAUACUACAAGAAGUCAAAAAUGUUGAAUUGCUCGCCAAUUGUACGAUCGACACUUUAAAGCAGUGUGCUAAACGUCUUGUGGAACAAGCACGAAGCGCAGCAUUCGCUCCUGAUUUCGUUUCUCCGUUCGCCAGUGAAGCACGUCGUUAUGGUAUCAACAUAGCAGGUGAAGUUUUUCUUUUUCAUUUUAUCAGUUUUCAUGACCACUAUUUACCUGUUAUUUGUCAGGGUAUGGAUUUAAACAAACAAAUAUUAGAAUUGAACAAUUCUCUGUAUUGUCAGCUUUUAUCUGGUGAACUGUGCAAGUCGACCACCGAGCAGGUUUAGAUAACAGUUUAAUCACUGAGGUUUGUUGUAACCUAUCAAAAGAACAAGUAAUACGCAAAUAUUCGUUUAUCGUUAACCUUGGUAACUAAUUAGGUGAUUAUGCAGGUUUCCUUUCACUUGGAGUUGCCACCUUCUCAUCAAGAAUUGGAAUAUACUAAAGAAGGCUAGCUAUCCUGGAAAGUCUACUUACUAACCUUUACUUCUAAACAAUGACGUAUUUUUGAUUGAGGAGGAAUAGAUUUACUGCAAGUAUAUCGAGUGGUUAAAACACUCACUAAAUUGAGGCUGUUUCUAAGGAACUGAAAUCAUGUGGCGUUCCAGGUGAUAUAACUGUCAUUUUAGGAUUAAUUAUUGAAGAGAAGUCAUCACCAUCCUUAGCAAAUGACGAUUUAUGCGGAGUUAGUCGCCAUAUCCAAAAGUCACAAUCCUCGUUGAAACCUCAUUUGAUCGCUAAACCAACUCGUAGUGUAUCGUGUUCGAAAUUAAACUGUGAUAAAUUGUAUCCAUUCUCUUCUUCUUCUUCACCUCUCCCAUCUGCUUCACGUUCUCUUCAGUUACCUCGAAAUAGUUCAUGUAUUUGAUGCUUUAUGUUUCCUUACGUAGAAAGUAAUGUAAUAGUCCACUUUUCAGGUAUUCAUCCAACUUGUUUAUAACUAUCACUUGUAUAUCUUCGAAUAUCCAUUCUAUAUAAUAGUGCUGUAAGUGUUAAUAGUUAGAAGAGAAUCGACUUUUUAUCAUUUGACCGUAUACGCUUUCACUGUUUUGCACUCCUACGCCUUUCAUACAGAAACUGUAUCUCCAUUAUUUCUUGUCAGAGGAAAACAAACAAAGAACCGGUCUUCUUCCCGGUCUCGUGAACUUUUAAAAAUUAUUUUAAUCUUCGAAAUGAAAUCCUGUUCGUGAAAGAAAUGUAAACGUAAUAUUAUAAAACAAGCCGGUAAAUUGGAGUAGUGCCAUGACUACUAAAGUUGUAGUAACUAUUUCUUGUUGUAGUUUUCUUUUCCUCACCAGUUUCUUUCCAAUAUUUUGCGUCCAAAACCACUUUCUUAUUGUAAAUAAUGCACACACAUACAAUACACAUGUCUAUAUAGACAAAAAUGUAA
Molecule: messenger RNA, 2185 nt
Organism: Heterobilharzia americana
Lineage: Eukaryota; Metazoa; Platyhelminthes; Trematoda; Strigeidida; Schistosomatidae
Source: the annotation of a GenBank genome assembly